AUGAUAGAGGCUUCUCUGUCCGAGUUGGUGUUUUCCUUCGGAACACAAGUCGGCAGCACUGCAAAUGCAGCACGCAGCACCAGCGGUGGUGGUGUAGUGACUGCUGGUACAGAUGGUGAAGCAGCAACACUAUGUGCAUCAGCAAUAUGUGCAGCAGGAGCUGCUGCAGGGGCAACUGUAGGUGUAGCAGUAGCGGUGAAGCACGCCCCUCUUCCCCACGCCUUUCUCUCAGCAGCCCUCUCCACCUUCCGAACCUGCGCUCGCGGUUCAAGGAAGGGCGAGUUGGGGAAGGAGGCGGGAGCAGGUGCAGGGGAAGUCGCGGUGGGGAAAGAGGGGACCGUGGAAGAGGGGGUGGAGGAUAAGGUGGUGGGAGAGGAGGGGAUGGAGGAGGAUAGGGAGGAGAAAGAGCAUGGAGUGGGAGUGUUGAGCUCGCUCAUUUCCUCGUAUGACCCUAUGGCAGCCGUGCUGCUGCAGAGUGAGGUAGCUGCGGGGGUAGAGGGUCACACGGACGAGCAGAAGGAGAAGGGGGAGAGGAAGGAAAAGAGGGAGCAGAAGGACAAGGGCGAGCAGAGGGAGAAGAGGGAGAGGAAGAAGGGAUUGGAUAAGGAGAAUGGAGGAGAAGAAGAGGAGAGGGGCAUGACGGGAGAGUGUAAGGCAGGCAGAGGGAUGAAGACGGGUGGUAGCACGGGGAAGCAAGAGCAGAGCAGGAAGCACAAGGAAAAGAGUGCGAGGAAGAGCAGGCGAGAAGAGCCGAGGCGAUUGCAAGAGCAGACCAAGAAGCAGCAGCACUGGCAGCAGCAGAUGCAGCAGGACACACACGCUCCAGCACACUCGAGCAGGGACGGCACUCCUGAAGGCCGUUCGCCUCCGUCUCACGCAUACCAAUCCGUCUCACCAUUCUAUGCUCUUGUUUUUGAGGCGCCUCAAAAACAAUCUUCUCGCACUCCUGAAAGCCAUGCGCCUCCGUCUGACGCAUGCCAUUCCGACGCACCACCCCAUACUCCUCAAUUGCACUCUCCUGAGCCCCAGUCCCCCAUCCCUGCCAUCCCUACUCGUUCCGUCACUACAAGCUCCAUCCCCACUCACACUCCUGAAACCCACUCGCUUCCGUCUCACCCAUACCAUUCCGUCUCACCACCCUAUGCUCCUCUCUCGAACGCCCCUGAAUCCAUAGCACCCUUCCCUUCCUCUCCAAUAGCCCCACCCACACACCCGUACCAUCAGAGAUCUACAUCAGGCGAACCACAUUCUUACGAUCCGUUAUCAUCACACCUGCACCAGUCACACCUGCACCAGUCACACCCGCACCAGUCACAUUCGCACCAGUCACACCUGCACCAGUCACACCUGCAACAAUCACUCCUGUACCAGCCACAUCCGUACCAGCCCAUGCCAGCUCAUCAUUUGGCUCUGUCCGACGCCCAUACAACCCAUUCCCACACAACGCUUUCCCACGCAAUCACAACCCCAUCUCAUGAAUUCACAUCCCACGCACUCACAUCCCAUACAGUCACAGCCCCCACCCCCUCUCUGCUCGCCCUGCGCUACGUAACCGCCCUGGAGGAGCGAAACCGCCUCUCAGCCGCCAAGCUCUCUCAAUCCGCCCUCUCUGUCUCCCUCCACGCCCAACACUUAGCCGCCACAGACCGCUCCAAUCACCUCAUGGCUCAGAAGGUCGAGCUUUCCAAGGGGGAGAAGGCGAGGAGAGAGCAGGAGGGGCGGGAGAGGCGAGGCAGGGAGGAGCUAGCAGGGUUUGCCAGGGCGUGUGCUGAUGAGUUGGUCGCAGGGUUGCUGGUGAUGCUGGUGGUGAUUGGAAUGACUGGGUGGAGGUUUGCCGGGGAGAGGUUGGCUGCUGGUGUGGCGGCUUGCCAGGUUCGGCACGAUCCUGCGUUGGACGCUUCGUCUUUUCUCGGGGUUUCGUUCUCCCGCCCGGACCGGUCGCUGGUGACGUGGCUGCGUCUGAUUGGGUGCAAGCUGACCGUUGCCGGGCAGAUGUUGUUAGCGUUCCUGGUCGCGUCGGCUACUACUUAUAUCAUGUUACUCAAUAACGUGGCUGCUGCUACAGGGGCGGGUAGCGCCCAUUCCCGCCCAGCCACCACCAUUGUGCUCUGCCUGGGGUGCGUGUGCGGUUACUUUGGGUUCUAUGCGGUGCGGCUGGCAGGGGGGGAUGCGCUGGUGUGGCUGUUGUGCUGGGAGGGACUGUGUGUGCUACAUGCGGUGGUGGCUUGGCGGAAAGAGCAGCUGUUUCGGGUGCUGUAUGGGCGCAGGGCUGGGGAGGAGGUGGAGGAGGUGGGGAGGGUGGGGAUGGGAGCGGAGGGGGAGGGGGAGAGGAGAGGGGGGAUUGGUGAGGCGUGUACAGGGUCAGGCUUGGAAGGAGGGGCAACAGGGGUAGGACGGGUAGCAGUAGCAGGAGCUUCGGCGACAGGAGGGGCAGCAGCAGGGGUAGCCACAGCAGCAGCAGCACAGGGGGUGCGGAGGAGAAGAGGCGAGAAUGUACCAAGCAGAGAACAAACAGGGCCUUCUAGAGACACAGCAGGGCGCUCAAGAGAGCAUUUGGAGAAUAAUGGCGACUCGGGUUACAGAGGCGAUAGUGGGAGGGGCAGUGGGAAGGGCGUGGGGUGGAAGGGGCACGGCAUCGGGAAGAUGGUGGGGGGCGUGUGGAGGCGGAUGGCUGAGAUCGUGACAGCUGUCAUGGAUGAUGACGUGGAUGGGCUGGUGAUGGGGCGGUGGUGGGCGGCGAACAGGCGAGGGGCGGGCGGCAGGUCGGCAUCACGGCGCUCGUCUUCUUCUUCCGUGUGCAAUCCAGCAGAGAGCGAGCUGUCACGCCUCCUCUUCCACCUCACCCUUCUCCUCCUCCUCCCUGUGGCUGCUGGAGCUCUGCCCUUUGUCACCUGGGCAGACGUUAUUCGCUUUAUUGGAGCGCUCUUUAGCGAGGUUUGGAUGAUGGCAGCAGGUUGGGUAUGGCAGUGGGAGCCCCAGGAGCAGGAGAGAGGUUGGGAUGGGUUGAAUGGGCAAGGGUAUGGACACAAUAGCCCUCUUGGUGCUUCUGCUCCUCAGGGUGUUAUGGGUGCAGAUUCGUUUACAGCAGCAGGAGCAUCAGCAGGGGCUGGUGCUGGUGGCAGUAUGGCACGCUACUGGGAAGAUGAUUUGUAG
Closterium sp. Naga37s-1 is the source of this 3153-nucleotide messenger RNA. Lineage: Eukaryota; Viridiplantae; Streptophyta; Zygnematophyceae; Desmidiales; Closteriaceae. The record is from the annotation of a GenBank genome assembly.